Mus musculus (house mouse) is the source of this 1277-nucleotide messenger RNA. RefSeq names its product predicted gene, 57795. Lineage: Eukaryota; Metazoa; Chordata; Mammalia; Rodentia; Muridae. The coding region runs from base 1 to 1275 and encodes 424 amino acids. The transcript is spliced from 4 exons. The record is from RefSeq and is a predicted model, not a curated record.
AUGGCUCCUGACCUCAUGCUCAACACCUGUUCAAUGGGUCCCACAGCUGUGGCCCACCUAGGUCAGCCACUUAUGCAGCUGUACUUGUACUUGGCCAGUUCAAGGACGGUUACUGGCCACCUCCCAUCCUUCACGGCAUUACAGCUUCCUCAGACUCCCCAGCGCCCUGCUUGUGUCCUGGCUGUGAGUGCGGCCAGCCAGAAAGGCAAUCGGCAAGCCCCAGCUUGGUGCCCUCGAAUGUCUCCACCUGUUCCAACAUCGCCACCACCUAAGCUCAGAAAGGGCACCAAGCUGGUGUUCAACCUGGGCCUCCAGGAAGGGGCGCGCCACUUGGUGGCCAAUGACAGAUCCACGAGUACCAGGGAUGGGGUGGCUGCCGGGCCCUGGAGCAUAGGACACGCCCCGAGAGCCUUGGUUGGCAUGGCCAAAGAACUGAGAUGGACACGGGGCUCAGCAUCGGCCGCAGGGUGCUCUUGGUCGGUCACCGAACGCGGAGUGCACACGCCCCCGUUCCGACAGGGCUGGGAGGCGCACGGUCCCGGAGCAGGCAGGGGCGCGGCGGACACCGGGCUAGCCAAGCAGCCGCUUUGGGGCCCAGCACCCAGCAGCAGGGGCAGCAGGGCCAGCACGGGCAGCAGCGGGGCACCGGGCGCCUGGGCGCGGCGGGGAGGCAUAGCGAGCGGAGAGAACGCAGAAGCUGGAGAGGAGCUGGGCGCGGUGACGGCGGCGCUGCUAGCGGCGGAGAUGGCGGUGGCAGCGGCGCCAGCGGCUAGUGCUGCUCAGCGGGACCGGACGCCUCCUGCAGCUGCGGGAGCCCGUGGUUCCCCGGGCAACCGCGGGCGGGGCCGGGGGCGGGGCCCACGGAGGCUGGGCUCCCGGCUGGAGGACCCGGGAUGGGAACCCUUCUGCUCCGCGUCUCAGCAAGUUGCAAGAAGGCUGUCUUCGGUCCCCAGCCUUAAGGGGUCAGAGUCGUGGGUGUGUCCAAAGGAAGGCAGGAUGGCACAGAGGUGGGAGCCGUCGGCUGAGAGAGGAGAGAGAGGUGAUGCUGGGGUAGAAAGUGAAUGGAGAGGCCCCGGCAGCCUGAAGAGAUCGCUUCAGAUGGCUCGCAGCUGCCACUCGCGACCUCUUGGCGCAGAAUCUGUGAAACCGCAGCGGGACCGGCCUGACCUUAUUCUCACGAGUGCUCCACCCGCUCCUAUAAUACUUGUCCCUGUCCCCAGCAAUCACAGCUCUCGCGCGCCACCAGCGAACCCAGCGGACUUCUCAAGGACCUGACC